UCGACUACGGACAGCUUAGUUACUUAUAAGCUGCUGACUAGCAACUUUAAAUUUUAAUUUAGAGUUUAAUUUCACGCGGUAACGUUUAACAAAAAGAAAAAUGUUGUUCGCAUCUCUACUUGGGUGUUUGUGUGUUGGACUAGCAAGCGCUAAUGUAAUUACUUCACGGUCAGCAAUAUCGAACGUAAAUCAAGUAUUUAUUGCUUGUUCCGGUAAUAAUACAUUUGCCUUUGGUGCAGGAAUUCCGAUCACGAGAAAAUAUGUCCUAACCGUUGCAUCACUGAUCAGAGGUUACAACGUAUGGAAUAUCGGAUACGGAUCUAGUCAAAUUUCCAAGCUUAACUAUACACAAAGCUCAAACGCAUUUAUCCAUCCGAACUAUGAAGCAGCUAAUGAAAACAACAAUAUUGGUGUGCUGGUACUUGACUCUUUCUUACCAUCUGCUAUGGUCUCUUCCCUUGCGUUGCCACAAUUCGAUGUUGCUAUUCCUCGCGUUUACCAGGACGGAACUAUUGUCGGUUUCGGUAUUUCUGAACCUACAGACAAGCCAUCUCCGGCAACCGCUUGGAAGGCUCUUUACCCCAGUGUUGUACCAGAUGAUGCAUGCCAGAAACAAAUCAAAAACGUAAACCUUGUAUCAACAUUCUGCGCCCAUGAUAACCACCCCGAAUCGAAAAAGGUGUGUGAAGGUGAUCAGGGCAAUGCAUUGGCUAUUUCUCAUCGUGGUGUUUGGGUUUUGGCUGGUCUAGCAUCGACUGUAUCGAAACAAUGUGCACAGAAUGAAAUCACGUCAUUCGUACGCGUCGAAACUUAUGUACCAUGGAUUAAAGCCGUUACUGGAUUGUUGUAAUACGCUUUAUCUUAUGUCCAUGUUACGUGAAUCCUUUCCCUGUCCUUAUCCUUUUUUCUCCCGCUCAAAUAUAACAAACUAAAAAAUCCAA
Molecule: messenger RNA, 941 nt
Organism: Bradysia coprophila
Lineage: Eukaryota; Metazoa; Arthropoda; Insecta; Diptera; Sciaridae
Product: epithelial serine protease-like
Biological process (GO): proteolysis
Molecular function (GO): serine-type endopeptidase activity
Source: RefSeq, a predicted model, not a curated record